This is a messenger RNA of Closterium sp. Naga37s-1, 4758 nucleotides long. NCBI's taxonomy places the organism in Eukaryota, Viridiplantae, Streptophyta, Zygnematophyceae, Desmidiales, Closteriaceae. The record is from the annotation of a GenBank genome assembly.
AUGUGCCUUUUAUGUACCUUGCACAUCUUGCGCAGCAACGGCGGGUGGGUGAUGCAUGAAGAGGCGUGUGUGCAUUACACGGACAUGCAACACCAGAUGACGCUGGCCCUCCGCUUCAUCCUCUCCUCCCCGCCCACACCCCCCUCGCAUGCCCUCCUCCACAUGCCUGGUUUCUGCAGCAACGGCGGGUGGGUGAUGCAUGACGAGGCGUGUGUGCAUUACACGGACAUGCUACACCAGAUGACGCUGGGACACCGCUUCCUCAAGCGAGAGUUCAACGCCGUGCCAACCGUCACCUGGCAGGUCGACCCCUUUGGCCACUCCGCCACACACGGCUACCUGCUCACUGCUCAGGCGGGCAUGGACGCGGUGUUUGUGGGGCGCGUGGACAUCAAGGAGGGGCGGCGCCGCAAGGACCAGCGCACCUCCGAGUUCCUCUGGCGCGCCUCCCAGACCUUUGGCCGCGAUGCUCAGGUGUUCACGGGCAUCCUAGACCGCUACACCUACUAUCCCCCAGAGCUCUUCAAGUGGGAGCCGGCAGAUGACCACUCACUGGGAGUCAAGGAUAACCUCUGGUCCUCAGAGACAAAUGUGAAGCAGCGAGUCAACGCAUUCGUCAACGAGGCCCUCCAGCAGGCGGCCAGUUACCGCACGGAUCACAUCAUGUGGACCAUGGGGGAGGACUUCUCACACGCGGAUGCACUGCCGUGGUUCUCCAACCUCGACAAGCUCAUUCACUACGUCAACCUCGACGGGAGAGUGAAUGCGCUCUACUCCUCCCCAGCCAUGUAUGUGGACGCCAAGCACCGUGCCAACGAGUCCUGGCCCACCAGAACAGGAGACAUGUUCCCCUACGAUGAGCACGAGGGGGCCUACUGGUCGGGUUACUUCUCCAGCCGCCCUUCCUUCAAGUACAUGGCUCGCGUCUGCAGCUCCCUCCUCCUCGCAACCACAGCAGCGGAGACGUUGGUGGGGCGCGGGGUGCUGGAGCAGUGGGAUGAGCAGGAGGAGCGCUUGGAAACGCAGCGAGUGGAGGAGUGCGAGUCCCGCGAGGAGGAGUGCCCGGGGACGGAGGGGUGGCGGCGCGUGGUGCGGGGCGUGGCGUCAACCGCACCGCUGGAAGAUGCUGUGGCGAUUGCUCAGCACCAUGAUGCUAUCACUGGCACGGCGAAGCAGCAUGUGUCGAAUGACUACGCGCUGCGCCUGCAUGCUGGCGCUGUGGAGGCCUCUCAAGUGCUCACAUCAGCUCUCGCGUAUCUCAUCACCAAAGGCGCGCACACUGCCUUCGUCUCAGCCGCAGCCGGGAAGCAGCAGCAGCAGCAGGAGUUGGAGCAGCAGCAGCAGCAGCAGCAACAGCAGCAAGAACAGCAACAGCAACAGCAGCAGGAGCAGCAGCAGCAAGAGAUGAUACGGCAGCAGCAAUGGCAACAGCAGCAGCAGCAGCAGCAGCAGCAGCAGCAGCAGCAGCAGCAGCAACAAGCGGGCACUCGUGCUAUAACUCCAGAAAUGAUAGCUGCAGCUGCCGAAGCAGUAGCAACCGGCCAAACCUCAAACCCCAUGCCCAGGCCUGAGAUGCCCUUCCCCUACCGUAGACCCUUGCCAGAACAAUUUACCGAGCCUGCGGCGGAGGGUCCUCCCCAGAUUUCCUACCCAGAGCGCCCGCAGAGCGGGGAGGCGGGUAUAAGAGUGGACCCGCAGUGGUUCCAGAGGCACCAGGCGUGGGAAGCAGCACUAGCAGCAGCACGGGCGGAAGGGGAGCAGGGAGGAGGGGCGGGGGGAGAAGGCGCAGCAGGGGCAGGGGAGGCGUGGAGGAAGAGGGUGCCUAUGGAGGUGGUGCAGGAAGGGGAAGAGGGUGGGGUAAGGGACGGGGGAGGGGAAGGGGACGGGGGAGGAGGGGAAGGUAGUUUGGGCAAGCUGGGAAGGCGGCUGCUGGGGGUGGGGUGGCGGGGAGAUGCAGGAGUUGAGAUGGGUGAGGGAGGAGAGGGGCGGCAGGGACGUACCUGGAAGGCGGAGGGGGAGGGGAUGGGUGAGCAGUUGCCCCUCAUCUUCAGUGUUGCCCUGCCUGCUGCUGCUGCUGCUGCUGCUGCUGCUGCUGCUGCUGCUGCUGCUGCUGCUGCUGCUGCUGCUGCUGCUGCUGCUGCUGCUGCUGCUGCUGCUGCUGCUGCUGCUGCUGCUGCUGCUGCUGCUGCUGCUGCUGCUUCUUCUUCUCUGCGUACUUUGCCUGCGCCCCUCCCUUGCCGCGCAUGGUUGCGCCUGGGGUUAUAUUUCCCUUCUCCCCUGCUCCCCCCUUCUCCCCUUCUCCCCUUCUCCCCUGCUCACGCCUAUCUCCCCGUCUCAUCCACUUCUCCGCUUCCCUGUGCUCCGUACCCCCCCUCUCCGCCACCUGCCCCAUCCACCCCUUCCCCGUCCCAGUGCCCCCUGCUAAACAUUUCCUUCUGCCCGCCCUCUCAGCAGCCGCUGUCGCCCACCUCCACUCUGGUCGUUGUGGCAUACAACCCACUCGCAUGGGUUCGCUCUGAGAUCAUCCGCUUCCCGGUGUCCUCCGCAGGGGUGGAGGUGCGGGAUGCGGCGGGGCGAGUGGUGGCGUCACAGAUAGUACCCGAGGGGCUGGUGCCGCCGCGCCUGCGCUCCGUGCACGUGCAGGCAAACACCGGCGCGCGCCUGCAGCCCACGGUGGGGCCCUUGUCGGACGGCUCUGCCGCAGCGCCGCUGCUGAGCGUGGUGUUUGAGGCGCAGGUGCCGCCACUGGGCUAUGCCACCUUCUUCCUCUCCCCCGCCCAGCCAGUGGCCGGCGUGCGCCUGCAGCCCACCCCGCGGGGCCCGCUGCUGAGCGUGGUGUUUGAGCCCAGCCAGGUGCAACUUGGAGGGGCGAAUGGUGGUGUUGGCGGCGAGGUGACUGACCGCCUCAGGAUAUGCCAAGACUAUGUCGCCCCUUCUGUUACACCUCUCUCACCACCCCGUGUGCGAGCAAGUCCAGGUGCAGCAGGCAUGGCGAGCAACAGCAGUGAGUGGAACGACAACGUGCCGCUGCAGGGCGCUUCUGCUGCCGAUACCGCCACACCAGACGGCAGCGCAGCAGCACAGGGCAGUGCAGAGGAAGAGGGCACCACAGCAGCACAGGGCAGCGGUGCAGAGGCACAGGAGGGAGAAGACAGCAUCGUUCUUGGAGGCCCGGUCCCAUCGCUUCCUGCUGCUUCUGGUGGGGCAGCAGGAGGAGGAGGGGGAGGGGGAGGGGAGGCGUGGGCGCGAGUGAGCUUCUCUAGAAGCGGCUAUGGGUUGGCGAAGAUGGAGCUCAUGCGAGGCGGCGAUGCUGCUGCUGCUGGGAGCUCUGCUGUGCAAGCAGAGGUGGAGCUGACAAGCAGUCUCAUGGCCUAUAGUAAAACCUUGAGUGGUGCGUAUCUCUUCCGCCCAUUGAAGCCAGCACUGAGAGUCGAUGCCAACAACGCUGAUGGGCAGGUGCCAGUGCGGGUGGUGAAGGGGCCGCUGGUUCACGAGUUCCAUCGCAAGGUGGCGCCUUCUGUCAAUGAGGUGUUCAGAGUGUAUCCGGGGAAGGACUAUGCCGAACUGCAUUACAUGGUGGGCAUGGAUGAGAGGGAUGCGGUGGGCAGGGAGUACAUCACUCGCUUUGACUCCACAAUCCGCUCCAACUCCACCUUCUACACCGAUUCUAACGGCCGAGACUACAUGACUCGUGUCCGCAACUACCCAUAUGACGCAACGGAACCAGUCUCACAUCCCAUCGCAGGCAAUUACUACCCGCUGACUAGCGGUGCGCACAUGGGGGACCCCAGCGUGCAGCUGUCAGUGCUGGUGGACCGUGCUCUGGGGGCCAGCAGCCUGGCCGAUGGACAGCUGGAGGUCAUGCUGCACAGGCGCCUGCAGAUGGACGACGGCAAGGGCGUGGCGGAGGUGCUCAAGGAGACCGUCUGCAUCAAUAACGGCCAGUGCGAACCCCUCGCUGUUGUUGGUUCCAUCCGCUUUGCGCUGCACCCGGGGAGGAGGAAAGUUCCCAUUGCUGCGGCUGCUGUUGCUGACGCUGCUGCUGCUGCUGCUGCUGCUUCUGCUGCUGCUGCCGGCGCUGAUGCUGGUGGUGGUGGUGGUGGUGCUGCGGCUGCUGCCGAUGCUGUCCCUAACACUGACGGCUCCCCUACAAUUGCUGCCCCGUCGGGUGGGGGGGGGAAGGAGGAGUGGCAGGGAGGGGAGGAGGCGGCACAGUGGAGAAGAGAGCACGCGCAGCGCCUGCUGACACCUCUACAGCUGACCUUUGCAGUCGAGAACCCGGAGGCACUGGCAGCAGCAGCAGGGCGGCUGAGGUGGCGGUACUCCCUGAGUGGCGAGGGCGGGGAGGGCGACAUGCAGGCGGGGGGCCUGUACUCGCUGCCGCCCAACGUGGCGGUCAUCUCCAUGCAGGAGCUCUCCCGCAACCACCUGCUGCUGCGCCUCGCUCAUCUCUAUGAGGCCAAGGAGCAUCCCUCUCUAUCCACCAUGGCCUCUGUGCCCCUGCGACAGCUCUUUGCUUCCAGACAGAUCAUCUCUCUCACAGAGCUCAGCUUGACGGCCAAUCAGAAGAAGGCAGACAUGCGCCCGCCAAUGGUAUGGCGGGAGGAGACGACAGCAUCAACACAGGGUGCACCAGGGGAGGUGUCAUCUGAGAGGCCGGUGUAUGGGGGGAAGGUGGAUCCGCAGCAGCUGGUGGUGGAAUUGGGGCCAUUGGAGAUCCGCACUUUCGCACUCACCUUCAAGCCCUUUUCUACAUGA